AUGCCAUUGUGGCUGUUCGUCCCGUUGGUCCCGUUGCCCCUCCACCGCUGCUUACAAGUGCUGGAAGGGUUUCAAGAAGUGCACUUUGAUGACGGGAAGAAGAGUCCAGCUCCCGAGAACCAGAACGGUGAUGCUUCCGAUCCCGAGCUGCGAAAGGACUUCGGAUUCAGCCUCGAGGAUGACGAGUCUGAUGAAUAUGAGGAGAACGACGUUGAAGCCGGUGGCAAGUGGAUCCACGAAGGUACCUGCGCUUUAACCCGGAUGGGGUGUAAAUACCGCCACGAGAUGCCGAUGGAUCGUGAGACCCAGCUCUCCCUCAAUCGAAACCAUGGUCUGCCGAACUGGUACCAUCGGGAGAAUGGUAUCUUUCAUCCUGGAGGAUUAACUUUAGUAAACCGAAGAGUAGCAACAAUAUCCAUCGCGGAUGACGUGGAGAGAGCGAGUAUGUUCAGCCACCGCCUCCAACCCGACUUUCCCAGUCUGCAAAGUCCCGGCCGAGCGACCGAUCUCUACCAAUGA
Molecule: messenger RNA, 519 nt
Organism: Hyaloscypha bicolor E
Lineage: Eukaryota; Fungi; Ascomycota; Leotiomycetes; Helotiales; Hyaloscyphaceae
Exons: 2
Coding region: 1-519 (172 amino acids)
Source: RefSeq, a predicted model, not a curated record